Myodes glareolus (Bank vole) is the source of this 5441-nucleotide messenger RNA. NCBI's taxonomy places the organism in Eukaryota, Metazoa, Chordata, Mammalia, Rodentia, Cricetidae. The record is from RefSeq and is a predicted model, not a curated record.
CUCCCCUUAGUCCUCUGCAUAGGACGCCUGAGGAAACCGGCCACGAAGGAUGAGCGAGCUGGAACAGUUGAGGCAGGAAGCUGAGCAGCUGCGGAAUCAGAUCCAGGAUGCUAGGAAGGCCUGCAAUGAUGCCACGCUGGUUCAGAUCACGUCUAAUAUGGACUCCGUGGGUCGGAUACAAAUGCGAACGAGGCGCACGCUGCGUGGCCACCUCGCCAAGAUCUACGCCAUGCACUGGGGAUAUGAUUCCAGGCUACUAGUCAGUGCAUCCCAAGAUGGAAAAUUAAUUAUUUGGGAUAGCUAUACAACAAAUAAGAUGCAUGCCAUUCCGCUGAGGUCUUCCUGGGUGAUGACUUGUGCCUAUGCCCCAUCCGGGAACUAUGUUGCCUGUGGGGGCUUGGACAACAUCUGCUCCAUAUACAAUCUGAAGACUCGUGAGGGGAACGUGCGGGUGAGCAGAGAACUGCCAGGGCACACAGGCUACUUGUCCUGCUGUCGCUUCCUAGAUGAUGGACAGAUCAUCACCAGCUCAGGAGACACAACUUGUGCUCUGUGGGACAUCGAGACGGGGCAGCAGACUACGACCUUCGCAGGACACUCGGGUGACGUGAUGAGUCUCUCCCUGAGUCCUGACCUGAAGACCUUUGUUUCUGGUGCUUGUGACGCGUCUUCAAAGCUGUGGGAUGUCCGGGACGGCAUGUGUAGACAGUCUUUCACAGGACACAUCUCGGACAUCAACGCUGUCAGUUUCUUCCCAAGUGGCUAUGCCUUUGCCACAGGCUCCGAUGAUGCCACCUGCCGGCUCUUUGACCUCCGUGCAGACCAAGAGCUACUGCUGUAUUCUCAUGACAACAUCAUCUGUGGGAUCACAUCUGUGGCUUUCUCCAAGAGCGGGCGCCUUCUGCUAGCCGGCUAUGAUGACUUCAACUGCAGCGUGUGGGACGCGCUGAAAGGAGGCCGGGCAGGUGUCCUUGCUGGUCAUGACAACCGUGUCAGCUGCUUAGGUGUGACUGAUGAUGGCAUGGCUGUGGCCACCGGCUCCUGGGACAGUUUUCUUAGGAUCUGGAAUUAACAGUGUCCUAAGUUCUGCUCCCCAAUGGCUAUCUGGAGAUCCACGCUACAGCCCACAGCUGUGAGAAGAAACUCUACCUUCUGUUUGCAGAUGAGGGUUUCUAUUGAGAUGACUACGUAUGAAAGAAAGCGUCUUUGAAUAAAGUACAGCCAAAUGGUGGUCAGAGACAAUCAAGACUAAGGUCCCAUGCUGCAGGCGAAGGGCCUGGGUAUUGAGCAGUUGUGUUGACUUUAAGCCCAACAGAUUCCUGCUUGUGCUAGUCCUUUUUCUGUAGAUUAGAAUGCACAUUCUGUAGCAGGUGACUGUUGUGUUUGCAUUUUGUUAGGGACUCCCCUUGAACUCUGUAUAUAUGAGAACCAUCACAUUUUUAAAGUAUUGUCAUGGGAGAGCCAGGACCCGUAAUAGGCAGAUGUGAUGUUGUAGAUAUAUGUGCUGUCUGAAGGAGUCCCCUUGGGCUCUGACAUCGCAUUUGAGUCACGAUGGCCUCCUGAUUAGGAGGGUUGAUAGAUGAGGUGGCUCUGCAGAAGCCAGUGGCUGUUCAUGCAUUGCCAUGCUAGGGAUCUAAGUGCUCCUUUUGAGUCAUUUGAGGGGACAGAUGAUGUGAAGGCCAGGGGGGACACUGAAAUGUCAUUACAAUUUAUUAUAUUAUAACCAGUAGACAUUGGCAUGUAUUUUAAUUUUUGGUAUUCUAAAAGGCUGAGCCCUUUGAACCUUUAGAUCUUGCUGUUAAUUUCACAUUCUGAAACCAAGUUUGUAGAAUGUACUAGUAUUUCAGAAGUUUGACAAAACCUGACUUGCCCCUGCUUCUGAAGACUCCUCUCAGUAUUCUCUGUGAUGGGUAGGAAACAGUGGCUCACCUUUAACAUUUUUGAGAAAUGUAAACUCAUCCACUAACUGGCACUAACAUACAUAAGAUGGCUUUAUGAACUCUGUGUAAGAUCUGAACUGGUAUAAAUUAUCUGCACCCUUGACCUUCUGCUCUUCUAUUUUGGUGGUGCUGCAGAAGGAAUCUAGGGCCUUGUGCCCACCAGGCUUGCUCUGCACCCCUGGCUCCUCCAGACCACGACAUACCUGUUCCUAUGCAGCUUGCAGUUGAGUGUCCAGAGCUGGCCCCUAGAGCCUAAAGCAUUUGUUUCAGAGGGUCCGCUCACAGCAGGCUGUCCAAUUGCUCUGUCUGUCACUGGGCUGUCCUGCCUCUCCUCUUGUUUUCUCCUACAAAUUUAAAUGACUGACAAUAGCAGACUGUUACCUCUUGCUGGGUGCUGCCUUCAUGGGUUACCUGGAUGUAUACAAAACAUUGUUUGAAACUCAGUAACACGUAUGUUGCUAUUUAAUAGUUUGUUAAAGUUGAUCACCUGUAACUAACUUUAACACUUCCAAACUCUGGAGUUUUCAUCCUUAUACUGUGACUGUGCCCAUGUAUGUGUCUGCUGUGAUGAAAUCAGCAUCAGCUUUAUUAAGGUCAGUUGCGCUUCACGUACUACAGUGGACAGAGCCUCCUCCCACACAGCUCCAGGGUUGGACCUGACUGGGGCAGAACAGGAAUGAAGAGCCGACAGACACAGGAGAGUUGGGGCUGUGGAAGAAACUGCAGCCCCCAGGAAGUGAGUUUGUUACAUGGAACAGCCCAGAGUUGGUGCUGCUGCAUACAGAUGAACAAGGAGGCAGCUUUUACGGUAUGCAGCAGGACCAAGGAGACAGGGCUAGCUAAUCCGGGUGAGGUUACUUUACGAAGCAUAGCUCUCUGAAAUAGGGCACAAUUUACUUAAAAGGAAAGAAUAAAAAAAAAAGACAGUGCUGGGCUGGAAUCUAGCCCUCCUUGUAUGUGCUGCCCAGAAGGCGCUCUACCUCUGAGCUGCACCUGCAGCCUGCCCCACCCAAGCCAGAGUUGAAGCACAUUAGAGGAUCACAAUCAUUUCCCCACAAGGGUGUGUUUCCAAGACUGCUGUGUAACUCAGAACUCAUCCAAAACUCUGUUCAAAACAGCACUUCUAAUAUGUAUUUUAAAACGGGGCUAAAGGAUUUAAUCCAUGGUAAAGUGCUUGAAACGCAGGGCCCUGGGUUCAGUCCUCAGCUGUGUGUCAGUCAAAAGUCAUACAGAAGAAUUCUAUGGCCCUAAAUAUUUUAAAAUGGAAUUCAGGGCAGGAGAGUUGGCUAAGCAGAUAAAAGCACUUUGUUACUCUUGCAGAGAACCUGGGUUCAAUUCCCAGCAACCAUGUGGCAGCUCACAACCACCUGUAACUCCAGUCUCAGGGAAUAUGACUCCCUUGGACACAAGGCAAAACAUUUGUACACAUAAAUCUAUGUUAAAAAGGGGGUGUGUUUUCAUGUUAUUAAAAGCUUGUGUAGAACAGAAUUUAAAGAUUUCCCUUACAGUGUAGCUGGAGAGUAACCAUGAUGAACAUAUGGCUCACUGCACACAGUGCCAGGGUUUGGCACAGUAGUGACCUUAGUCAAGCUGCUUUCUACUGGUGGGUACCUUUAGGGUUUCUCUGCAGUUUGUUGUGGCUAAAUACACUGGCUUGCCUGAGACUUCCCGAGAUUAGCCUAUAUAAUGUGCCUUAGCAGGUUGAUGCUUAGCAUGCAAAACAUCAAACAAAAGUCGUCUUUGAGACCGGCAAGAUUUUUAACAUUUUGCUGUGGCUUCUGCCUUGGCCUCUAGCUGAGUCCACAAGCAUCUUUUCCCGGAGAGUAUUAUAAAGGCACAUGAUCUUUUCUAAAACAUUGUAACCACCAUGUAGUUGAGUGAAUGCCUCAAAGUGCUGUUCAGCAAGGACAGCUCUACCUUGAGAUAAGCAAGUUCAUUUUUGGCAGCCGUGCUCCAUGUAAUACUCCAGGUCCUUAACUAGCUUGGACUUAGUUGUGAUACACGUAUACUGUAUUGAAUUCCAAAUUCAUAAAAGCAGUUGAGUGUUGGGCUCUGGUCCUUCAAGUUCAAGUCUAGUCAGUGGCUGUCAUUUUAAUUUAGAGUUGGCAAGUUGAUUGAUGAUGUGUUUCUGAGAUGUAAGGGACUUGAAUCUGUUACAUGACCUAGUGCAGCCCUGUAACCCUUCACCUGGGGGGUUGCGUGUGAGGGACCACAGAGGGACCACUGAGAGUUGAGGCCAGUCAGCCAGGGUCAGAUGGAAACCUUAUUUAUCCCAGGGACUGGAGAGAUGGCUCUUCUCAUAGAGGACAUGAGGAUAGUUCCCAGUUCAGGUGGCUAACAACUGCCUGUAACUUCAAGGGACCCAAAACCCUCUUCUGGCCUUCUCAGGCCCCUGCACACACAAACGUAAUUUAAAUAAAUCCCCCUUUAAAGAAAAAGAAACCCUAUCUUAAAAAAAAAAAAGAUCAUAAAAAUGACCAUUCUAUUGUUGAAAGUACUCUCCAAUCCCACUGAUGACUUAGGUUUAGGAGUAAAACUAAGACUUUGUUUUAGAAGUGAAACUAUUCAGGGAAAUUAAGUGGGUAUGAACGUCUUGGAUUUUGAAUCAUAAUGCGCAUUCUUUAUUAACUAGCCUAGAAAAACUGAAUAAGCAGACCCCAGAUGGACCCUGCCAUCACUUAAAUACGGAACAUCCCUUUAGACUCUGCAGAUCAGACCUGGCUUGUACUGUGUUUGUUCUCUGGCCACUGUGGAAAACGUGGUUUAAAAUGAUGUCUUAGCUCGUCCUCAGGUGAGCUGGUUUUACCAAGAUGAUCUUAAACUGAUCCUGUGGAACGUGAGGUGCAAAGCAGGCUCACUGCUUGUUCACUGCUCACAACAGGUGCUCAUGGGAUGUCUGAGUCAGCACUGUUAGCCACAGGCAGAUGGAACAUCUUGUAUUUAGGAAAUAUUUUCCAUGUUUAUAGUUUUCUAAGAGUUUUUUUUUUCUUAAACCCAAUGGCUGAUUUUGUAAAACAGGUGUAAUAAUAUAGCAUUAUGAGGAAAAGAACUUUUCAACUAUACGAACUGUAUCCAACAAAAUCUUCCAUAGCAUAGUCUGUUAACUCGGACUUCUGUAAUACAGCUGUAGGUUGUCCAGGCCCUUCUGUCUUUAUACAACGGUGCUCUAACCUAUCAUUUUCUCCUUGAAGAGGCUUCUCUUCGAACAUCUGCAUCGUCUCACCGAAGCCAUGAGAUAGCAUAAAUGUGUCUUGAAACAGAUUUGAGAAUUUUUCUAUAAGGCACCUUGGAAAUGUCCUCAAAUAUUUUCAAUACAGAAAGUCAGCUGACUAUGAAUGUCAGCCAUAUGUCUAAAGCUUUCCCAUAUAAGCAGAGGACCUGUGCCAGGAUCCAACAGUGUUGAGAUAGAACAGUGAUCCCCUUAUUUGUACACUAGCUUGUGAAAUGCUGUUGUAGUGAGCUGUACUAUACUCUGUAAUCAAUAAAGUGCUUUUCACUGUC